Molecule: messenger RNA, 586 nt
Organism: Myzus persicae (green peach aphid)
Lineage: Eukaryota; Metazoa; Arthropoda; Insecta; Hemiptera; Aphididae
Product: cytochrome b5-like
Exons: 3
Coding region: 199-450 (83 amino acids)
Cellular component (GO): intracellular membrane-bounded organelle; membrane
Molecular function (GO): heme binding
Source: RefSeq, a predicted model, not a curated record
UCCUAAACUCGUACAUUGUAUUCAAAUGAUUUUUGUUAACGUGCAAUAUUUGUUAGUAGGGAGCCAUAGUGCCACACUGCCAAUUCGAUUUCGAUAUAUGUUAUUUAAAUACAUAUAGUUCGUUUUUACUAAUUUGUUAACGCGUUAUAUUAUAUACGUAUACAUAUAUAGAGACGUAUAAUAUUAAGUAUUUUUAAAAUGUCUAUACAUUGUUACACUCCUUCCACAGUAUCCAAACAUAAAGGAACUUGUGAUGCAUGGAUCAGCAUUCAUGGAAAUGUAUAUGAUAUUACCAAUUUCAUUACAGUGCACCCGGGAGGUGAAGAAGUUCUUGUUGAAGCAGCAGGAACAGAUGCAACAGUGUGUUUCGAUAGUAUAGGACACUCAGAUGAAGCGUACAAGUUAAUGAACGAUUUAAAAAUAGGAAAGUUAUCAUCAAAAGAUGAGUGACCAAGGCUACACGACACCUAAUGUACCCACAGCAGACUAGAAGAGCGAAACCACUUGCUCACCUUUUUUUUAGUUAUUUUUUUCAGUUUAUGUAUUAUAAAAUGUUUGUUAGUUAGUAAAAAGAUUGAAAAUUGAA